Molecule: messenger RNA, 2107 nt
Organism: Ictalurus punctatus (channel catfish)
Lineage: Eukaryota; Metazoa; Chordata; Actinopteri; Siluriformes; Ictaluridae
Product: E3 ubiquitin/ISG15 ligase TRIM25
Exons: 6
Coding region: 72-1703 (543 amino acids)
Molecular function (GO): zinc ion binding; protein binding
Source: RefSeq, a predicted model, not a curated record
AGUUAAUUUCAAAGGAAACAAAACUGAGGUCAGUGCAGUCUCACUUUCUCUCUGCAUUUGAGUGCAGGAAAAUGGCUCAGGCCAGUAUUUCAGUAGAUCAGGACGAGUUCAUCUGUCCAGUGUGUCUGAAUCUCCUGAAGGAUCCGGUUACGAUCCACUGUGGUCACAGUUACUGUAUGGUGUGUAUUAAUGACUACUGGGAUCAGGAAGAGAAGAGCGGAGUGUGUCGCUGUCCUCAGUGCAGAGGCACUUUCACUCCGAGGCCUGUUCUCCGCAGAAACAACAUGCUGGCUGAAGUGGUGGAGAAACUGAAGAAGACUGAAGUCCAAGCUGCUUCUCCUGCUCACUGUUACACUGGACCUGGAGAUGUGGAGUGUGAUUUCUGCACCGGGAGAAAACACAAAGCCGUCAAGUCCUGUCUGAUGUGUCUGGCCUCCUUUUGUGAAACUCAUCUGAAACCUCACUAUGAAGUUCCUGCUUUGAAAAAGCACAAGUUAGUCGAAGCUUCUGGAAAUCUACAAGAGAAGAUCUGCUCUGAGCAUGAUAAAGUGCUGGAGAUCUACUGUCGUACUGACCAAAGCUUCAUCUGUUAUCUGUGUAUGACGGAUGAACACAAAAGCCACGACACCGUCUCAGUUAAAGCGUACAGAACUGAAAAACAGAGUGAGUUAAAGGAGGAGCAGAUGAAAUCCCAGCAGAGAAUCCAGGAGAAGCAGAAGAAGGUGCAGGAGCUGAAACAGACUGUGAACACUAUAAAGCUCAGUGCACAGACAGCAGUGGAGGACAGUGAGAGGAUCUUUACUGAGAUGAUCAGCUCCAUGGAGAAAAGGCGCUCGGAGGUGACGGAGCUGAUCAGAGCUCAGGAGAAGGCUGAACUGAGUCGACCUGAACGACUCCUGGAGCAACUGGAGCAGGAGAUCGCUGAUCUUCAGAGGAGAGUCACUGAGCUGGAGCAGCUUUCACACACACACGAUCACCUCCACUUCCUCCAGGAAAUAAAGGUUUUAGUCUCCGGCCGUCGCUCGCCCGAACGUAAAAGACCAGAUUUUCAGUCUGAUCUCUGUGAGGACUCACGCAGCAUCACUGUCAGUAAACAUCUCUCAUUUGAUGGAGUGAGGGAAUCUCUCUCUGCUCUGAAAAAGAGACUCGAGGAAUUCUGCCAGGAGGAAUUCAUCAGAAUCCCUGAACACGCUGCAGCAGUUCACAUCAUUUUACCCCCAGAACCAAAGAGCAGACAAGACUUUCUGCAGUAUUUCUGUGAUCUGACUCUGGAUCCCAACACAGUAAAUAAUUACCUCAUUCUGUCUGAGAGGAACAGAGCGGUGACGUACAGUGGGAGAAAGCAGCAGUACUCUGAUCAUCCAGAGAGAUUUGACUCCAUAUCAGUCUCAUAUAAAGACAUCAGCAGGAAAGGACCGGGUAAUGAGCGUGGGUUUGGACGCAACAAUCAGUCCUGGAGUCUGUGGUGUUCUUCUUCUUCUCUCUGUUUCUGGCACAACAACAUUAAAACUGAUCUCGGAGUUCCAUCGUCCUCCAGAAUAGGAGUGUAUGUGGAUCACAGUGCAGGAACUCUGUCCUUCUACAGCGUCUCUGACACGAUGAAGCUCCUCCACAGAGUCCACACCACAUUCACUCAGACUCUAUACGCUGGAUUCUGGCUCGGCUAUUGUGGCUCAACUGUGAGAUUACGUGAUCCAAAAUAAAAUAUCAGAAAUGUGAUUUUAUUGAAUUAAAAUGAGCAAAAGUAUCAUCUUUACUCAAAUAUAGAUAUAAUAUGAGUAAGUUAUUUUAUAUUUCCUAAUGGUCAUUAAUACUGUUAUAGCUUCUUUAUUCUGUCCUUUAAGAGAUUUUAAUGUUAUGAUAAUGUGGCUAUUAUUGGAAAAAAAACAUCCACAUUGUUCCUUAUUUUGUUUCUGAAUAAAACUAUUAUACUAAACACAUGCUAUAAUAGCUGGUGUGUGUUUUUAUUAGUAUUAUUUCAAAUAAAUUAUUUAGGUUUCCGGUUCAGAAUAUUAUUAGACUGGUGUUCUCGUGUCUCACAUCUACCAAAUUUAUAAUGUAAUCUCAGAUUUUUUAAAAAAAAUAAAUAAAAAAAUAAAGAAUCGUG